AUGGCUAAUCUCAUCCGUACCGCCAAGUCUGGCAACGACUGGACUCUCAAUGACCUGGACUCAUAUCACAUCACCCUCAAGCAGGUGGACGCCCUUUCGUUCUUUGGCUUACAGGAGUUGCCACGACCCUCAGUUGAUCAAGAGCUGCUAAUCAAUGCCGAUGCUGAUGCUAUGUGA
This is a messenger RNA of Guyanagaster necrorhizus, 177 nucleotides long. RefSeq lists its product as uncharacterized. The coding region runs from base 1 to 177 and encodes 58 amino acids. The record is from RefSeq and is a predicted model, not a curated record. The transcript is spliced from 2 exons. Lineage: Eukaryota; Fungi; Basidiomycota; Agaricomycetes; Agaricales; Physalacriaceae.